Messenger RNA from Rhopilema esculentum, 4474 nucleotides. RefSeq lists its product as uncharacterized. Gene Ontology annotation, biological process: protein phosphorylation. The record is from RefSeq and is a predicted model, not a curated record. NCBI's taxonomy places the organism in Eukaryota, Metazoa, Cnidaria, Scyphozoa, Rhizostomeae, Rhizostomatidae. Gene Ontology annotation, molecular function: ATP binding; protein kinase activity.
UUUGAAAUUUGACACAGACUGGCCUCAGAGCGCCAAUUCCAGCGAUGCAUUAUGUAUGAAUUUUGUUUACAAAGUUUUGAUGGGCUAGGGCUAUCUUAAUAGUUUGUUCAAGCGAGUUUAAGCUUUUUGCAUUUAAAGAAUUACAAUUAUUAUUUCUGUAAAGCUGAUUUGGACGAACCAUCUUAAUGCACAGAGAAGAAUAGACGCUAUUUUUGGUAACUAGGCAGAUCUGGGGUCUGAACACGAAGAUUUCAAGAAACAUAUAUCAUCGUAUCAGUUUGUGAUAUUUGCAUCAAAAUGGAAAGGUACGAGAGGGUAAAGAAAAUCGGUGAAGGAUCUUUCGGAAAAGCCUUGCUUGUGAGAAGAAGGGCUGACGGCCGACAUUGUGUUGUCAAGGAAAUAGCCAUAGGAAAGAUGAGUUCAAGAGAAAAGGAAGAAUCAAAAAAGGAGGUUAAAUUGUUGUCACAGCUGAAGCACCCAAACAUCGUGUUGUACCAGGAGUCAUUUGAAUCUAUGGGAAAUCUGUAUAUUGUCAUGGACUAUUGUGAAGGAGGGGAUUUGUAUCAAAAAAUUGUGUCACAAAGAGGAGUUAACUUUGGAGAAAAUCAGGUCUUGGACUACUUUGUACAAAUAUGUCUGGCUUUGAAGCAUAUUCAUGACAGGAAGGUUUUACACAGGGACCUUAAAUCCCAGAAUAUAUUUCUGACGCGACAUGGCAUUGUGAAACUUGGAGAUUUUGGAAUUGCGAGAGUCCUUAAAAGCACCGUAGAGUUGGCAAGAACAUGCAUCGGCACUCCUUAUUAUUUAUCUCCAGAAAUAUGUGAAAAUCGACCGUACAACAAUAAGAGUGAUAUUUGGAGUCUUGGUUGUGUGUUGUAUGAAUUAUGCACACUGAAGCAUGCGUUUGAGGCUGGCAAUAUGAAGAAUCUUGUGCUGAAAAUCAUAAGAGGCAAUUACCCACCGAUUCCAAACAGAUACACACCAGCCUUGAGGUCUCUGGUGGCUCACUGUUUUAAGAGAAGCCCAAUGGAGAGGCCGUCAGUAAACCGAAUCUUAAAAAACCCACUGAUCCAGGAACGAAUAAAGAAAUACCUUUCUCCCGAAGUAUUAGAAGACGAGUUCAGUCAUACCGUUAUCCACAAAGAGAAGUUUGGUGCUCCUCCGAAACAACCACCAUCAAGACCAGCCUCCGCAGUUUCAGAGGCAAGGAAACCAAGCAACCCAAUCGCGCAGGUUUAUGGCGUCAGUGUUGCCAAGCAACCAGUAAAAAAGCCCGUUAGCUAUAACAAUCAGCAGAAAAGACCCCCGAGUGCUGGAAGACGCCCUGGAGGAGCAAUCGAGCAAAACAAAUCGGCAGAAAGACGGAAAGAAAUGGAAGCCAGAGAGAAAAGGAGACGAAACCUUGUUGAAAACCAGGAACGUGAUUAUCAAGAAUAUUUGAAAAACAUCCAGAAGAAGCGCCACGAAAAGCAGCAGGCUGAGAGGAUGUACCGCGCAAGAGAGGCUGGCUGGAAAAAUUUACUGUCGGAAGAUGACAAAAAUAAAAAGCCCCAAAGUCAGAACAAGCAACAGAAUCCGAUGGAUAAAUACAAGCCAAAGGAUCAGGGAAACGCUGGAGAGCAAAAUGACAACCGCAACUGGCAAAAUGUACCAGAACAACGUCCCAUUUCAGCACGUGAACGUCCGUUUGAGGCUUAUGUGGCAGCAAAAGAGGCACGAGAACAAAAAGCUACGGCUGCUGAUGCAGCAGAACGAGCCCGACUUGUUGAGGAGUUCAAACAAAGAAAAAGGGAAGCGGCAGAAAACAAAGUCAGGGGGAGCUACGAUUACAAACCUUCUUAUGAAAAACCAUCUUAUCCUGCACAGCAACAAAAACGUCCAGAGAGUGCCCCAAGACAAGGCGACAGCAAUGCCCCCAAAGCAGCGGUUGUGGCAGCCCCUGCGAUUGAAGGGCGCAAUAAGGAGGAGCAGGUGUACCUGGAUCAACUGGAAAAAAUUCGUCGACAAAAUUACAUUGAGAGAAAGGCAUUGCAAAAUCAUAACCAGAACGCAUACAAACCUCCUUUGCCUGUUAAUAAACGCCAGGAACAGGGACCUGGUGCUGCUGCAUUAGAUCCUCGUUUUGAUCCUGAGGCAAGGAGACAAAAAAUUGCUGCACUGAAGGCCCAAGCUGAUCAGCGGGCGGUAGCCUUAAAGGACGAGCUGAAUAAACGCCGCAAAGUUCUGCAGCAGAGACUGGAAGAUGAGAGAAGUGAAAGAGAGAAGCAGAGACUACAGCAACAUAACGUGAUCAGAAGCGCAUAUGAUGAACGACCUAUAUCAGCCCAACAGAACAAGCCGAAAGAUGAUAAACCAAAAAUUGCUGCUGCUGCAGUUGGCUUGGAAACAGCAAUGAACCAAGUGGCGGCUGCAAGGUUAUUUAGAUCAUGCUCUGAGGGUGAUUUGCAAGACUUGGUCAAAAAAGGCGAGCAGAUUAUCAACGACAGAAAGCAUUGGAAUGAUGCCAGGGAUUUUGGUUUAGCUGCUCUGCCCCUUGAAGUAACCGCCUCUGCGAUGGAGGUAACUUCAGUAAAGGAUGCGGUGUUUAAACCAGCUACUCGUGAGUCCAGACCAGAGACUGCACCACACCGUAAGAACUGGGGACCCGCGGGUAAAACGCAGGUGCUCUCAGCUUUGGAGAACAAAACGCUUGCACCUGAGACAAUUUUACCCCCGAGAGAUCUUGCAAGCCCAGGCAAAGGAACUACUAUUGUUUUAUCGAAGCAGUCGAGCCCACCCAAAGCAAGAGCCAUUGGAGAGACAAUCGUAUUGCCUAAGAAACAAGUAACAGGUUCUGAUGAGGGUGAUGACUUCACACAAACGAAGGCAGGGGGCGUGAAAGAGGCAAAAGUUGGUGAGACUAUUGUACUGCCUAGAAAGGAGGGAGCAGAAAAAGGAGGCAAAACUGACAAAAUACAGCCGAGUUCAGUUGGUGAUUCAUCUGCUCCUCAAAAAAAAGAGACUCUCGAUACAGAGGAUGACGAUGAUGAAGACAUUGAAGAGCUAACUGCAGUAAUCGAAAAUGACACCAAAGGAACUGAGAAGCCCAAGGCUAGAGCUGCUUGGGAUGCAAAUGCAAUGUCGCCGCCAAUUUUGAAGCAUGACGAUGGUAGUGGGAAAGCUGAAAGCAAGGAAACUGAAGACGAAAAAGUAGAAUAUGGAACGGCUAAGGAAGAGCUUUUUACCAAAACUGCGCGGAAAGAAAGGAGCGAAAACGCAGAGGAUAUGAAAUUAGAAGACGUUUCAGUUGAUAACGACUCAUUCCAUACACCAAAUGCUUCGCUUCUACAAACACGAUCUGAUGCUUUGAAAACCGGGAAAUACGACUCUCCCGCCAAGAUUCUUCGCACUGUAUCAAUGCCUGAAAUUUCGAAAAGGCAAGAUAAGUCAACAGAUAAUAAUGAGAGUCGAGGUAGCAUGGAUGAUGUAGACGAAAACGAGGCUGAUGAUGAUCAGAGCGGGGCGGGUGAAGUAGAAGAUGAAACUACACCUAGAGCUGACAACAAUAAUGAAAAUGACAAUGAUGAUGAUAAAAAUGACAUUGAUGAAAAUGAUGAUGAUGAUGAUGAUGAUGGCGAUCUUGACGAAGAGGAUGAUGAUGAUGAUAGAAGCGACGAAGAAUUAGAAGAUUACGAACAAAUGCUUAAUUCCAUGAGAGGAGUUCUAAGUAGCACGGAUUCAACUCCUCCCGCAUCAACUAAAGUUGCUGUUCCUCGAGAAAGUCCCAUUCUUAAAGAUGAAGAAGAUGAUACACGAUGCUCCUCCAGUGCUUCAAAAAAGUCAGACGAAGAAUGGGAUUCGGAUGAUGGUGAGGAUGAUGAUAGUGAUAAUGCAGUCUCGAAUACGGCAAAUGAUCCCGAAAAAGAGGCUGCCAGAACUGCCAAGAGAACGAAAGCAAAAGAAACCCUUUUUCAGCGAAUAGAAGAAUCUCGGAAAUCGUUAGAAGACGAACUUGGAACAGAAAAAUUUUUGAAAGUUUAUCGUUAUAUACAGGCAAUGCAAGAAAAUGAAGAUGAUGAUAUGAACUUUGACCCAAGCAAGGAUCCCGAAUUGUCUGAAUUACUAGAAGGAAAGAAUGAGCACUUAUACCAAAGGAUCUUGUAUCUGGUACUAGCAGAUGCCGCAUAUUUUGAAGACAACGAAUAGCUGCUAAUUGCUGUUCAGCUUGUGUCGUCAUGGCAACGAAUCUCAUCACGCACGAAUCACAAGGCGUAUUCAAGUCUGAAGAACAAUUCCUCGUACCUUGAAUUAAUUGGAAUUAUGAAGCCCGAUCGGCUUUGCGAUUAAUGUGAAUAGCAUAUACUAACUAACUUGCUUUUCCUCUAGAUUAAUCGCUCAAUAUAGCAAUCAUUAGCAUUAUGUACUAUAAACACUUUUCUGUCCGUCUUCGUCUUUCAUAGCAAUUCGAAUGAUGAAUAAUUUCUCACUUGGAUAU